Plodia interpunctella (Indianmeal moth) is the source of this 858-nucleotide messenger RNA. RefSeq lists its product as uncharacterized. The transcript has a single exon. The record is from RefSeq and is a predicted model, not a curated record. NCBI's taxonomy places the organism in Eukaryota, Metazoa, Arthropoda, Insecta, Lepidoptera, Pyralidae. Bases 1 to 858 code for a protein of 285 amino acids.
AUGGAAAAGAAAGAAGAAUUUUCUGACGCGUCCUCCUCUCCGGAAGCGGUUGCAAAGGAAGUGUCAACUAUUUCUCUACAGUCAAGAAUACCGCCGUUUUGGCGAGCCCAACCUAAGCUGUGGUUCGCACAAUUUGAAGCCGUGGUAUCUUCAUACAAGACCAGUGAAGAUCAAAAAUAUAAUCUCGCUGUCGCCGUGUUAGAGAGAACAGACAUCGAACAAGUGAGCGAUAUCAUCUGCAAUCCACCAUCCACUGGAAAAUAUCUAGCGCUGAAGAAGAGACUAUUGUCGGUAUACGAAGAAUCCGAAUCCAAGCAAUUCCAAAAGCUGCUAGGAGGAUUAGAGCUGGGAGAACAGAAACCUUCUCAACUUCUUCGUGUAAUGCGAGAUUUAUCCGGAACAAAAGUCGCCGAUGACGCCCUGAAAGUUCUGUGGAUGGGACAUUUGCCGUCGCAAGUACGAGCCGUGCUAUCUGUCAGCACAGAAUCCUCGCUCGACACCAUGGCUACGAUGGCAGACAAGAUGAUGGAGCACACAGAACAAGCGGUAGCAGAAGUCCGUGAAGAUUCAACCCCUAGAAGCAGCAGCGAAACGCAAAACAACUUGCAAUUUCAAGUCUUAAGCAAACAAAUAGAAAAGCUUACACUUGAGAUUGCCGCUCUCAAAGAAGGUCGGUCCAGAUUUCGUGGUCGUCAACCCUUUAGAAACCCACGCCAGAACAGAUCAUCAACCAGAUCGAAGUCGAGAAACGGAAGAAAACCAGGUGACCCAGAAUGGGAAUGCUCGUAUCACUAUCGCUUCGGUGAUAAGGCCAGAAAAUGCCAGUCACCCUGCGCUAGGCGACGGUCGGAAAACUAG